CAGCCAGUCCCUGCAUUUUGUUGCCGCAAAGGUCCACUCAAUGGGCAGACGCUAAUUGGACUCUUGACUGUAGAACCCCCGGCCACGCCCCAUUUUGCUCAUCGGAGGAGAGCCGGAGAUCGGCCCGAUCCACCAUCCCCAUCCGCCGCCAAAUCCUCCCCAGGCCCUGAUGGACUUCCACCACGGACCCGUUGGAUCCCCUUCCUCAUCCACCUCUUCCACCGAGAUUAACCCAUCUAACUCCACUUCCUUCAACCACCAAAACGGUGGUCCUGCUCCCCACCGCAACGCUGCCGGAGCAAAUAACUCCGACCCGAUGCACUCCUGGUGGGAGUCCAUAUCAAAAGCCCGCACUCGAAUCCAUCUCCUCUCUACUCUUCUCCCCGAAACCUCCUCAGUUCUCUCGUCCCUCGCCGACUCCGACCGCCCUGCCCGCUCCCUCCUCCUCUCUUCCGCCGCCUAUUCUUCCAUCUCAUCUUCCCUCUCCUCCCCUUCAUCCGGCUCCGGCGACGACUCUCUUUGCCAGUGGCUAUACGACACCUUCCUCUCUGCUGACCCCGAACUCCGCCUCGUUGUCCUCUGCUAUAUCCCUCUCCUCUCCUCCCUCUAUCUGUCCCGCAUCCACUCCUCCUCCACCACCUCUGCUAUCUCCCCCACCCCUAAUCUCGCCGGCUUCGAAGCUGUCCUUCUCGUCCUCUACUCAUCUGAAGUUAAAGCUCGUUCGGGUAAACCCGUGCUCAUUUCAAUCCCUGAUCUCUCUCAACCUUCUCUUUAUCACUCCCCUCGAAAUCCCCCUUCGAAUAAAUCGAACCCCAUUAACAAUAACCCCUCGUCUCGGCCUCUAGUCGGCGUUCUAUCGCCUCCUCUCGAACCCCAGAUGGCGGUGAAGUCUACUAAACGAGCCUCCAUUGUAGGCAUUGCCCUUGAUUGUUAUUAUAAGCAGAUCUCGCAAAUGCCCAAUUGGUCAAAGCUUGAUUUUUGCAUAUUUUCGGCAGAUUGGGCAGGUCAGGAUUGCCCUUGUAAAUCUGAUUUCGAUGAUUUUACUGCCCAAAAACCUGAUAAUUUUACUGAAAGUAGCAACGGGCUUUCGGGUGACUCGAGGGGUCAUAAUGAGAUUGAGGAUGUUGUGGAAGAAAUUCGGCAUUUGCGAAUUGAGGGGAGGGACAAGGAGUUGAGGCCACAGGGGGUGAGAAUUCCGCUGCCAUGGGAGUUAUUGCAGCCGGCAUUGAGGAUUUUGGGGCACUGCUUGCUGGGGCCUUUGAUUACAGAGGAUGUGAAAGAUGCAGCUUCAGUGGCAAUAAGGAGCUUGUAUGCUAGGGCCUCCCAUGACCUGAACCCGCAGGCCAUUUUGGCGACUAGGAGUCUGAUUCAGCUAGAUAAGAGGGCGCGCGAGGCUGCUGCUGCUGCUGCAGCUGCAGCUGCCAGUGCUACCUCCAAUGCUAAUACACCCAGUAAGGCUAAAAAGCCUGAGAUCCUUUUGGUUUCUAAGUGAUAUCGGAAGUGAAUGAGAUAACUUGCUUUAAUUCUUGAAUGUGAGUUUGUAUGUGGAAUUAUGUAGGUAUAGGUGUAGAUUAUACGCGAGUAAAUGAUUGUUGGUAUGAGUAGCUUAUUUUGAACUUGGAACUUAGCCUGAAAGUUGUGUAUCAUUAUUAUUGUGAUAUGAAUAGGUGUUCCAAUUGCUUAUAUUU
This is a messenger RNA of Coffea eugenioides, 1688 nucleotides long. RefSeq lists its product as uncharacterized. The record is from RefSeq and is a predicted model, not a curated record. Gene Ontology annotation, biological process: protein localization to plasma membrane; phosphatidylinositol phosphate biosynthetic process. Lineage: Eukaryota; Viridiplantae; Streptophyta; Magnoliopsida; Gentianales; Rubiaceae. The transcript has a single exon. Gene Ontology annotation, cellular component: plasma membrane. Bases 170 to 1492 code for a protein of 440 amino acids.